This is a messenger RNA of Plasmodium knowlesi strain H, 2499 nucleotides long. Its product is annotated as elongation factor 2, putative. Gene Ontology annotation, cellular component: cytosol; ribonucleoprotein complex. The transcript has a single exon. Gene Ontology annotation, biological process: translational elongation. Gene Ontology annotation, molecular function: ribosome binding; translation elongation factor activity; GTP binding. The record is from RefSeq and is a predicted model, not a curated record. Bases 1 to 2499 code for a protein of 832 amino acids. Lineage: Eukaryota; Apicomplexa; Aconoidasida; Haemosporida; Plasmodiidae.
AUGGUGAACUUUACAGUGGAUCAGGUUCGUGAAAUCAUGAACAAAACCAAGCAGAUCAGGAACAUGUCCGUUAUAGCACAUGUGGACCAUGGAAAGUCAACUCUAACAGAUUCUCUAGUUUCCAAAGCUGGUAUUAUUUCUAGCAAACAUGCAGGAGAUGCGCGUUUUACGGACACGAGAGCAGAUGAGCAGGAAAGGUGUAUUACCAUCAAGUCGACCGGUAUUUCUAUGUACUUUGAGCACGAUUUGGAAGAUGGAGAAGGAAAAAAGCCCUUUCUUAUUAACCUAAUUGAUUCCCCAGGACAUGUUGAUUUUUCAUCAGAAGUUACAGCAGCGCUAAGAGUUACAGAUGGUGCAUUAGUUGUGGUGGAUACCAUUGAAGGAGUGUGUGUGCAGACAGAAACUGUGUUGUAUCAAGCGUUAGGAGAAAGAAUCAAGCCAGUUUUACAUGUGAAUAAAGUGGACAGAGCUUUGUUAGAAUUGCAAAUGGAAGUGGAAGAUAUCUAUCAGACCUUUGCCAGAACGAUUGAAAGUGUCAAUGUCAUUAUCUCCACUUAUACAGACAAGCUGAUGGGAGACAUUCAGGUGUACCCAGAAAAAGGAACAGUAUCUUUCGGUUCUGGUUUACAAGGCUGGGCAUUUACCUUAGAAACCUUUUCUAGAAUUUAUUCCAAAAAGUUUGGUAUCGAGAAGAGCAAAAUGAUGCAGCGUUUAUGGGGUAACAGCUUUUAUGAUGCCAAGACGAAGAAAUGGUCUAAAAAUCAACAGGAAGGAUAUAAGAGAGGUUUCUGUCAAUUUAUCAUGGAGCCAAUUUUAAAUCUAUGUCAAUCCAUCAUGAAUGACGAUAAGGAUAAGUACACAAAGAUGUUGGCAAACAUCGGAGUUGAAUUAAAAGGAGAUGAUAAAAAUUUAACAGGAAAACAAUUACUAAAAAAAGCAAUGCAGUUAUGGUUACCAGCAGGAGAUACUCUACUAGAAAUGAUUGUUACCCAUUUGCCAUCCCCAGCCACAGCACAAAAAUAUCGUGUGGAGAAUUUAUAUGAAGGUCCAAUGGAUGAUGAAGCUGCCAAUGCUAUUCGUAACUGUGAUCCAAAUGGUCCUCUAAUGAUGUACAUAUCGAAAAUGGUGCCCACAUCUGACAAGGGAAGAUUUUAUGCCUUUGGUCGUGUUUUCUCAGGAACAGUUGCAACAGGACAGAAAGUUAGAAUUCAAGGUCCACAUUACGUACCAGGAGAAAAAACAGAUUUGUAUGAGAAGAAUAUCCAAAGGACAGUUCUUAUGAUGGGUAGGUAUACCGAACAAGUGCAGGAUGUGCCAUGUGGUAAUACCUGUUGUCUAGUCGGAGUGGAUCAAUUCAUUGUAAAAUCAGGAACUAUUACAACUUUUAAAGAAGCACAUAACAUUGCGGAUAUGAAAUAUAGUGUGUCUCCAGUUGUGCGUGUUGCCGUGAAGCCCAAGGAUAGCAAACAAUUACCAAAAUUAGUUGAUGGUCUUAAGAAAUUAGCCAAAUCAGAUCCAUUAGUUCUAUGUCAGACAGACGAAUCAGGAGAACACAUCAUUUCCGGUUGUGGUGAAUUACACAUUGAAAUUUGCUUAAAGGAUUUAAAAGACGAAUAUGCACAGAUUGAUUUUAUCGUUUCUGAUCCCGUUGUUUCGUACAGAGAAACUGUCACAGAAGAAUCCUCCAUCACUUGUUUGGGUAAGUCACCAAACAAACACAACCGUCUCUUUAUGAAAGCGUUCCCAUUAGCUGAAGGCUUACCAGAAGAUAUUGACAAAAACAAAGUAUCAGAUAAGGAUGAUCCCAAAGCCAGAGCAAAUUACCUACACAAUAAUUACCAAUGGGAUAAGAACUUAGCCUUGAAAAUAUGGGCAUUCGGACCAGAAACUAUUGGACCCAAUUUGUUGACUGAUAAUACCAGUGGUAUCCAGUACAUGAAUGAAAUCAAGGUGCACUGUGUAGCAGCUUUUCAGUGGGCAUCCAAGGAGGGAGUUUUAUGUGAAGAAAACUUAAGAGGUUGUGAGUUCAGAAUGUUAGACGUUCAUAUGCAUGCUGAUGCUAUUCAUAGAGGUGCUGGACAAAUUAUGCCCGCUUGUAAGAAAUGUAUCUACGCAUGUGAAUUGACUGCUUUCCCAAGAUUAGUUGAACCCAUUUACCUUGUUGAUAUUAGUUGCCCACAAGAUGUUGUGAGUGGAGUUUACUCAGUAUUAAACAAAAGAAGAGGUAUUGUUAUUUCGGAAGAUCAGAAGUUAGGUACACCACUACUAAAAAUACAGGCACAUCUCCCCGUCGCGGAAUCUUUUGGUUUCACCUCUGCAUUACGAGCUGCCACCUCUGGACAAGCCUUCCCACAAUGUGUCUUUGAUCACUGGUCUGUACUUUAUGACGAUCCAUUUGACUCCAACAAGAAUUCCUACAAAAUUAUCAUGAACAUUAGAGAGAGAAAGGGUAUUAAGGUCGAAAUGCCUCAGUUAGACAACUAUUUGGAUAAGUUGUAA